Messenger RNA from Exserohilum turcica Et28A, 2121 nucleotides. RefSeq lists its product as uncharacterized. The transcript is spliced from 2 exons. Gene Ontology annotation, biological process: base-excision repair. The coding region runs from base 1 to 1878 and encodes 625 amino acids. Gene Ontology annotation, cellular component: nucleus. NCBI's taxonomy places the organism in Eukaryota, Fungi, Ascomycota, Dothideomycetes, Pleosporales, Pleosporaceae. The record is from RefSeq and is a predicted model, not a curated record. Gene Ontology annotation, molecular function: DNA binding; double-stranded DNA 3'-5' DNA exonuclease activity; zinc ion binding.
AUGGUUCGCAUCACCACGUGGAAUGUCAACGGCAUCCGCAAUCCGUUCGGGUACAAGCCAUGGAGCACGAAUCGCACCUUCAAUGCCAUGUUCGACAUCCUCGAGACCGACAUUGUGAUUAUGCAGGAGCUCAAGAUCCAGCGCAAGGACCUGACGGACGACAUGGUGCUGGUGCCGGGCUGGGACUGCUACUUCAGCCUGCCCAAGCACAAAAAGGGAUACUCGGGCGUGGGAAUAUACACGCGCCAAUCUGUCUGCGCCCCUAUCCGCGCCGAAGAAGGCAUUCUAGGCGCUCUCUGCCCGCCCAAUUCCACGACGCCCUACCGCGAGCUCCCCGAAUCCGCCAGCAUCGGCGGCUACCCCACUCCCACGCAGCUUGCAGGCCUCCCGCCUGAGCUGGACCCCGAAAGCCUGGACCUAGAGGGGCGCUGUCUGGUCCUCGAGUUCCCGGCGUUUGUCUUGUUUGGCGUCUACAGCCCGGCAAACAGCAAUGGCUUACGAGACGGAUUUCGGAUCGGCUUCCUCACUGCGCUCGAGACACGGAUACGGAAUUUGGCGAAGAUGGGGAAGAAUGUGAUUCUCACCGGAGACUUGAAUGUCUCGAGGGAUUUGAUUGAUACCGCAAGGGCCGAGGAGCACAUGCGGGCGGAGGGCAUGACGCAUGAGGAAUAUCUGAGCACGCCGAAUCGCCGCAUUUUCAACCAGCUCCUGCUGAACGGGGAGGUGCCGGGUCAGCGGGAUGAGGGGCGGGAAGAACCGGUGCUGUAUGAUUUGUGCCGCGAGUUCCACCCUGAUCGCGAGGGCAUGUUCACACACUGGGAGCAGAAGAUCAAUGCGAGGCCGGGUAACUUCGGUUCCCGGAUUGACUUUAUACUCUGCAGCAUCACAAUCAAGGACUGGUUCCAGGACGCAAACAUCCAGGAGGGGCUGAUGGGCUCAGAUCACUGCCCGGUAUAUGCAGUCACAAAGGAUAGAGUACCGGUGCGGCGGAAGUCCGGAACAGAGACCAUCGAAGAGGAGGUACAUGUGCUGGACCUGAUGAAUCCAACGGGUAUGUUCAAGGACGGGGUACGGCAGCGCGAAUAUGAUACAGUCAAGGACGUCCCGCCUCUGAGUGGGAAACUCCUCACAGAAUUUACUAAGAGAAGGAGUAUUAGAGACAUGUUCAGCAAGAAGCCCGCACCGCUCAAGGCUACUCCAGCACCCAUGCCUACGGUGACUGAGCCAAGCGUCUCAGCAAAGACUGAGACCCCAAACACCUCGAGCGCAGUCGAAGACAGCAUGGACAGAGAUCUACAGUUGGCACUUGAGGCCUCUAGAGCAGACAUGUAUUCGUACACGAAUGGCAAACCUGCAUCUUCUCAAAGCCCUCUCAAGUCUGCUGAAAAGAGACGCGCCUCGGCCUCUGGGUCCCCUGUAAAGCCAACCAAGCGUGGUAAAUCUGGCGCUCUAGCUGCCACGUCCAAAGCGAACAAGGGGCAGCAAUCGCUAAAGUGCUUCUUCCAGGCGCACAGCAAACUUGCAGAGGCCAGCCCACCCAGCGACGAAGCACCACCGGCCACUGAUUCGCCCAGUCAAACUGCCACUGAUUCGUCUCCGCCUUCACCACCCGUAGCUACCGAGUCUUUUGACUCUGAUCCACGCGCUUCCCAAGACGCGUCGAAAGAGGGCUGGACGAAACUCUUUUCUAAGAAGCCAGUUCCGCGGUGUGAGCACGGCGAACCUUGCAUAGUCCUGACCACCAAGAAAGCGGGGGUCAACUGCGGAAGGCAAUUCUGGAUCUGCCCAAGGCCGAUUGGACCAAGUGGGCAGAAGGAAGUGGGGACGCAGUGGCGGUGCGGGACGUUUAUGUGGUGUAGUGACUGGAAGGGCAGUUGAAGAGGAGGCAGAGAGCAGUUGUGGAAUGCUUGCUAGUGUAUGAUGGCGAUGUUGCUUCGACGGCUCGGCCCAGGUGGUGCUCGAGAGAAGAUUGAAGAUAACGCCAUAUCGUGCGGGAAUGGCGGUCAAGCAAGCACAUCGAGUCACAGGACGGGUGAAGGAAGCCGGAUAUGCGCCCAAGAGAGAAAUUCGAGUCAUGGCGAACGCGCGCGUAGGAAAUCAAGAGUGGACGAGAAGUAGGAG